AUGGUAGUGUUGGUCCGUUGGGAGCCCAUUAUUCACGACGACUAUCCAUGGAUAAUCCCAUUUUGGGUGCGUCUGAUAGGGAUCCCUUUGCAUCUAUGGACUGAUCGGAAUCUGCGCAAUAUAGGUUCGCGAUUGGGACAUGUCGACAAAGUGGAGCAUACCAAGGGUCGUAUGCUCAUUCAGGUGGAUACCCGUCGACCUUUAAAGUUCUCGCGUAAGGCUGAGUCACCGGAAGGGGAUGAGGUCACGUUGGAAAUCAAGUACGAAAUGUUGUUCAAACAUUGCUCAACCUGUGGUAUGUUAACUCAUGAGAAGGAGUAUUGCCCGUCGUUGGAUGUCAAAAAUAGGAUACAACCACAGACAGAGCGACAUGGUGUUCUCACUCGAGUGCAAGAAGCUACUCGAGCGCUUUCAUUUCCUGCCUUAAGUGAUCAUGAGCUACAAGAUGGAGUUGGGGAUAAGCAUAUCAUAGGUGCCGUGAGUGACAUGGAGAUUGUUGAUCCGCAUGAUGGCGAGAUGAUGGAGUGUGACGUGCGUGAUGAUGAUUUCUUAGGUCAGGAACUUACGGAGAUGGAGAGUUUGGGUUCUCGUCAAGCUUCAGUCAAGAUAGGAAGAUCGGAUGACAAAGCGUCUAGGAGCAGGCGGAAUGAUGCAUAA
Messenger RNA from Brassica oleracea var. oleracea, 657 nucleotides. RefSeq lists its product as uncharacterized. NCBI's taxonomy places the organism in Eukaryota, Viridiplantae, Streptophyta, Magnoliopsida, Brassicales, Brassicaceae. The transcript is spliced from 2 exons. The record is from RefSeq and is a predicted model, not a curated record. The coding region runs from base 1 to 657 and encodes 218 amino acids.